CUUGCCAUAAAUUAGGCCGAGGCUCUUUUUCUAAUCUGAGACCUCCGGAAUCUCUUUUCACCGAUAUCCCUGGAAAUUCACUGGGUUUAUGCUCAACAUCCUCCUGUCCUGUCCUGAGCAUCUCAACAUCAAUAUUUCCUAAAUUCUUACCCCUGGACCACAGUCAGUCGGCGUUGUCUGUACGAUAUCAAAACCACUGCCGCCAACACCCAGAAACUACGCUGUUGACGGCAUUAUUAGAUAUUUGACGAGAAAACAAUCCUUUUGAUACAACGUCCCUUUGUCGCUUUGUUGCGACUGACCCGCUAGCCACUCUGCAGCAAAGAUGGUCUUCUCUUUCCUGUCGAGCAUUGUCCCGGCCUUUCCAGAGUAUACGGGACCCUACAAAGUGGGCACUGUAGAUGUCGAAAUCCCAAUAUCGAAGAUUGGCUCGGUGAGCGCAAUGCCAAACGAAGCUGAUCACAUCCACACCAUUCAGUUCAGGAUAUACUAUCCCGCUACUCCUGACACAAACAAGGAGAGCAUAACCUGGCUCCCGCCUCCUCAGCGUCUCGCUGUUUGGGCUUAUAGCCAGUUUCUUGGCCUGAGUUCCCGAGUUGCAUCCGUUCUAUCAUUCUUGCCAAGGCAUCUUCAUUACAUCAAAAUCCCGGUUCACGCAAAUGCUACGCUGUUGUCUCCUCAGUCAGCCGGUAAUCCGCAAUCUCGAUGGCCCACGAUUCUCUUCUCUCACGGACUCGGCGGUAGUCGGAAUGCUUAUAGCCAUAUUGCCGGAUCCCUAGCGUCUCAUGGCAUGGUGGUGUUCUGCCCCGAACAUCGGGAUGCCAGCGCAGCCAUAUCCAUAAUCCGCGAUCCCAGUGACCCCAAGUCGUCGCAUAUCGUACGCUGUCUUCGCAUCGAGCACAGCCAUACCCCGGAGGUUUGGGCCAAGCGCGAGACACAAAUCCGGAUUCGCGCAUGGGAAAUAGGACUUCUCAUGGAGGCGAUCCACCAUAUUGACCUUGGCAACAACGACCUCAUCAAGGCCAACCUCAGCACCCCGAGUCCCACCCCGUUGUCGGCUCUGUAUCAGUUUACUGGACAACUUGAUGUGCAUGAGCCUGGCAAGAUGGUCUUUGGGGGACACUCUUUCGGCUCUGCUACCAUAGUUCAGGUGCUCAAGAGCACAUACUAUGCAGAUCAUCCGGACAUCACCAAGUGGGAUAAUCCUCUGUUCAGGCCAGUGGAAAACUCCGCCAUCCGUCGUCAGAUCACCGAAAACACACCAACGUUCCUUCUCGACAUGUGGUGUUUCCCUAUCCUCUCGGCCGCCUCUGCCCCUCUCUUCAACUUGCCGCUUCCCGCUUAUUCCCCUACCGCUGCCUCUCCUGUCGGUGGCAACGGCAUCCUGGCCAUUGAGUCGGAGGCGUUUUACAAGUGGAAGGAGAACAUGCACAGCACAGCACGAAUUGUGUCGCCGGAUCCUUCGGCCAAGGUCGUUUCGCAGGCGGCGUUCGAGAGAUUAAGUGGAAAGGAAUCCACGAAGGGAUCAGUGACAAAGCUGAGCGAGCCUGGCGUUUUCUAUGUCCAAAACAGUGCCCAUCUCAAUCAGAGCGACUUUGGUGUGCUGUUUCCGUGGGCAGUGAAGAAAAUCUUCAAAGGAGAGCAGCCGGAGCGCAUUCUCCGGUUAAACACCCGCGCGAUCCUGCAGUUCCUGAGAGAGAAUGGGGUCAGCGCUGCGAGAACCUGGUAUGGUGACCUAGUGGAAGGCGGAACAGAGGAAAACAUUGACCUCAAGAAGGAGAAGAAGGGCGUCGAUGGAGGUAUACACGAAGAUAAGGCCAUACUUGAGAAGAAGCCUGCCAAAGAGAAGGAGGGAGACACCAAAAAUGAAGAGAACGGGGAGAACGAAUCCCUUUGGUCGAUCGAGGCAUGGAGGUGGAUUGACAUCAUCGGCAUGGGCGCAGAAUCUGGUCCUAGUGAGGCUGGAUUACAGUCCGGUGAGGCCACGGCCCAGGAGGCAGAAGAGGCCGAACGUGAUGAGGAGGAAAUGGAAGGACAGAUGGAGCCAGGAAUGAGCCAUGAUGAUGUUGCGGAGCCUGCGUCGGCAGCAACCUUCCCUAGUGAGGGCAUCACCAGGGAUACUCGCGCGGCUGUGGACGACCGCAUAACGGCUUAGGACUGCCUUGUGAUGUGAAAUUGGCUGGCCCAGCUGGAAUAGAAAGGAAAAGGAUAGACGUCGGCCCUUUUGGCACAUACCAAAGGCUACUAUACAAUCCGUAUCUGAUUCGGUAUGAGAACCUGUCUGGGCAUUUCGAAGAAUGUUGAACUC
Molecule: messenger RNA, 2308 nt
Organism: Neurospora crassa OR74A
Lineage: Eukaryota; Fungi; Ascomycota; Sordariomycetes; Sordariales; Sordariaceae
Product: platelet-activating factor acetylhydrolase
Exons: 2
Coding region: 326-2155 (609 amino acids)
Molecular function (GO): 1-alkyl-2-acetylglycerophosphocholine esterase activity
Source: RefSeq, a predicted model, not a curated record